GAGUUGGAUGGAGUGACUGAGAAGGCCAAAUGGGGUGAACCAAACCUGAAGGCAUGCAAGCCGGUGAUCACCAUCUCUGAUCUGGACAAUGUCACCGUCACAGCAAGUAAGUCCCUUGUGCAGUCUAAAUACCAGUGACUAGGUUCUGGUGAAAUAACAGUAAUUUGUCAUGUAUUACACUGUACCUACGGCAUACAUGUUCUUCCCUUUCCCUUUGUUUUUCUGUAGUAUUAUAUUCAAAUAUUACAAUAUAUUGUAUUACAUAACAUUGGACUUUGUGUCUUUUCCUCCCAGACAACUCAGCAGACGUGGUGGACAUGAUUGAGGACCUCCUGGGUGUCGAGGGGGACCUGAGUGACUCCCAGCUGGCCACCGUGGUCCAGAAGCUGGAUGAGGUUCUGGGGGUCAGUACAGUGACCCCUGCCCUUGGCGAGGACAUUGUCAGCAUAAUCGCUGACAUCCUGGGGUCCAGUUCUGACCUAUCAGCGGUCGCCAACAAGUAAGGGAAAGGGACAAUGGGGAGAGGGAAUAUGGUUGCAUUACAAGAGUACAUUUGAAUCUUGCCUUGUCUCAUUUUCUUCAUCCUCUGCUGUCCUUUAUGGCAAAUAUGUCACGCACAUUUCCCAUCACGUUCCCAACAGCAUACUGGGUAUCACAGGCAGCGUAGGGGACCAGAUGGAUUUCCCUGAGGAGUCACAAAAUGUGACCGUCCCCUCCCUGGCUCUCUCCAUGAUCAAUGUAGAUCCAGGCCAGUUCCAGGGCCUCACGUUUGGUGUGUCCUCCUUUUCAACUGGCCUUGCUCCAGAGGUAAGACAGUAAUAACACUCUAUUUUCUGGUCAGGCACCUACUGGAUUUGACAUGCAGUGGCUAUCACAGCUGACAGAGAUACAGUGUCUAUACUCCAGCAGUGCCUUGCAAAAGUAUUCAUCCCCCUUGGCGUUUUUCCUAUUUUGUUGCAUUACAACCUGUAAUUUAAAUGAAUUUUUAUUUGGAUUUCAUGUAAUGGACAUACACAAAAUAGUCCAAAUUGGUGAAGUGAAAUGAAAAAAAUUACUUGUUAAAAAGAAUUCUAAAAUAUAAAUAACGGAAAAGUGGUGCGUGCAUAUGUAUUCACCCCCUUUGCUAUGAAGCCCCUAAAUAAGAUCUGGUGCAACCAAUUACCUUCAGAAGUCACAUAAUUAGUUAAAUAAAGUCCACCUGUGUGCAAUCUAAGUGUCACUAGAUCUGUCACAUGAUCUCAGUAUAUAUACACCUGUUCUGAAAGGCCCCAGAGUCUGCAACACCACUAAGCAAGCGGCACCAUGAAGACCAAGGAUCUCUCCAAACAGGUCAGGGACAAAGUUGUGGAGAAGUACAGAUCAGGGUUGGGUAAUAAAAAAAUAUCCGAAACUUUGAACAUCCCACGGAGCACCAUUAAAUCCAUUAUUAAAAAAUGGAAAGAAUAUGACACCACAACAAACCUGCCAAGAGAGGGCUGCCCACCAAAACUCUCAGACCAGGCAAGGAGGGCAUUAAUCAGAGAGGCAACAAAGAGACCAAAGAUAACCCUGAAGGAGCUGCAAAGAUCCACAGCGGAGAUUGGAGUAUCUGUCCAUAGGACCACUUUAAGACGUACACUCCACAGAGCUGGGCUUUAAGGAAGAGUGGCCAGAAAAAAGCCAUUGCUUAAAGAAAGAAAUAAGCAAACACAUUUGGUGUUCGCCAAAAGGCAUGUGGGAGACUCCCCAAACACAUGGAAGAAGGUACUCUAGUCAGAUGAGACUAAAAUUGAGCUUUUUCAUUUUUCAUCAGCAGGGACUGGGAAACUGGUCAGAAUUGAAGGAAUGAUGGAUGGCGCUAAAUACAGGGAAAUUCUUGAGGGAAACCUGUUUCAGUCUUCCAGAGAUUUGAGACUGGGUUCACCUUCCAGCAGGACAAUGACCCUAAGCAUACUGUUAAAUUAACACUCGAGUGGUUUAAGGGGAAACAUUUAAAUGUCUUGGAAUGGCCUAGUCAAAGCCCAGACCUCAAUCCAAUUGAGAAUCUGUGGUAUGACUUAAAGAUUGCUGUACACCAGCGGAACCCAUCCAAGUUGAAGGAGCUGGAGCAGUUUUGCCUUGAAGAAUGGGCAAAAAUCCCAGUGGCUAGAUGUGCCAAGCUUAUAGAGACAUACCCCAAGAGACUUGCAGCUGUAAUUGCUGCAAAAGGUGGCUCUACAAAGUAUUGACUUUGGGGGUGGGGGGUGAAUAGUUAUGCAUGCUCAAGUUUAUUUCUUGUUUGUUUCACCCCCAAAAAUAUUUUGCAUCUUCAAAGUGGUAGGCAUGUUGUGUAAAUCAAAUGAUACAAACCCUCCCCCAAAAUCAACUUUAAUUCCAGGUUGUAAGGCAACAAAAUAGGAAAAAUGCCAAGGGGGGUGAAUACUUUCGCAAGACACUGUACCUGUCCUGUCAAUAUAAAUGUCAGAUCAUUUUUUGCUCGAGUCCUUCCUUACUGAAAAUCAAUUGCGUGAAACACUGGACUGUUUUUACUCCAUUCAAAUGAGGGCAUGGCCUUGAAUGAACAGAGAAAUGUAGGACACAUGCAGAGGUUAUUGUGAAACAGUUAAAGGUUUCUCGGAAUGACUCUAGCCUGUAGCAUUAAUUUCUAGUUAACCUUCAAUGUGGAAAAACAGCACAUGAUUUAUACACAGGGAGAAAAAGGUGUAGAUUCACGUGCAGAGCGCGGCAGGUGUUUAUUUCGCCUUCGCAGAAGGCAGGAAUUUUGGUCACAGGCUGGCAAUGGUCAUACACAGGUAGGCAAACAGGCAGGUGAAUCAAAAACGAGGACUGAAGGCUAUAACUGGUUCUCAGAAACGAGCUAGGAAAAGGCUUAGUAGAGUCAAAAUGAACAAUACCUCACAAGGCACAAACAGAAUGAAUUGAACUAAAUAAGGAGCUGAUGAGACCAGGUGAGUAACUAACACAGGUGAAAUCAAUGAACAGAAAUGAAAGACAGGGCUACGUUCAAGAACACAAAGAAACAGGACUACGUUCAAGAACACAAGGUGAACUAAGAAAAUAAAUACAGAACCUUACAGUUUUACAAUAACAGUGUUUAUUCCAACACGUGUCCAGUGUUUUCACUGUGGUGUAAUGACCAAUUACAGUUAUAUAUGACGACUUGAAUAAAUAAUUAUACAUACGUUUUGAUUAUUUCAAAUCAAAUCAAAGUUUAUUGGUCGCGUACACAGUUUAGCAGGUGUUAUAGUGGGUGCAGCGAAAUGCUUAUUUUACUACAUCCUAACAAUGCAUUAAAAAGUAAUGUAAGGGGAAAAAAAGACAAGAAAUCAAGAACGGCGGGAUAAAUCUGAUUAAAAACCCAAAUGCAAUCUAUACGUACUGUAUAACGUUAUACACCGGGAGAAUUUACACAAGAUCAGCUUAGAAAGAUAUGUACAGCAGUAGAAUAAUAUGUCAAGGAUCCAGUGUAUAAAUAAAUAUGGGCAGCAGGUAGCUUAGUAGUUAAGAGCGUUGUGCCAGUAACCGAAAGGUCGCUGGUUCUAAUCCCUGAGCCGACUAAGUGAAAAGUCUGUCGGUGCCCUUGAGCAAGGCACUUAACCCUAAUUGCUCCUGUGAGUCACUCUGGAUAAGAGCGUCUGCUAAAUGACUAAAAUGUAGUGUGUUUAAACAGUAUAACUAAAAUACAAUGUACAGUAGUAGAAAUAUUAUGAUGAGCUACGUUGGGGAUACAGUAUUUAAAUACACAGUGUGAAACAGGAAGUGACCAGUGGUUCAAUGUCUCUAUAGCAUGGGACAGCAGUGUUGGCUGUGUGUGUGUGUAAGUGAGUGUGCAUCACCUGGUAAGUAUAUGUACACCUCUUUCUGUUGUAGAUCUUUGUCAACCAGACAUUCAUGAGUCAGCCUUCCGACGGCAGAGUGGUGUCCAUCUCUCUACCCCAUGCCCUUCAGAACUUCUUCCCCGAGGAAAACAAAAAAAAGAGAGUUCAGUUCCACUUCUAUGGCAUACAGGAGCUCUUCAGGGUGAUGCCAUCUACAACAUAUGAGGUGUAUAAUUAUUUUGGUUAAUUAAUAAUUAAUAAGGAAGGAUACUACAGGUGUUUAAUGGUUUUCUUAUUUUAAAUGAAAACUUGCAGCAAAUGUACAAUCAUUCAGUGUUAAAGUUUUAUGAUCAUUCACAGGACCCAAAGACCAACUGGACGCUGAAUAGUUACGUGGUGUCUGCCAGUGUCAACAACAGCAAUGUCAGCAACCUAAGGAAUCCCGUGGUGGUGACACUUAGUCACCUCAAGCCGAAAGAGGUGAGGAAUGAAAAAUAGCUUCAUUUUACCACUGAGCGUAGUAAUGUUUCUGCUUUAGCGCCUGACUAGCUACAUCCUUUGCUUCCCCAACAGAAAAACGACAAGGUGGCGUGUGUGCAUUGGGACUUCCAGAAGAACAAUGGGAGUGGUGGGUGGGACAGCAACGGCUGUGAGACACUACCAAGCAUCACCGCUUAUCAGACCACCUGCCACUGUUACCACCUGACCCAUUUUGGCGUGCUCCUGGUGAGUCGUCUUUGUUCAAAUCACAUAACUGCAUUAGUACAGUGCAUCUGGACUGAUAUAUUAUGCUCCUUUUGACCUUUGACCUCUGUGGUGUCCUACAGGAUGUGUCAAGGACUCCUAUCAGUGAGGCUGACCAGCAGACACUGAUGGUCAUCUCCUACCUGGGCUGUGGUGUGUCCUCCAUCUUCCUGGGCAUCAGCCUGCUCACCUACAUGGUCUUUGAGUAAGUCAGCAUCCAGACAUAUAGACAUAUAGAAUAUUGUUCUCUAUUUUUCUGUAUCCCUUCACAUCUCUCCCCCUUUUCUCUCUGUAUUAUCUAAUCUCCUCCUGUACUUCAUCUGCCACUCUCACCAUUCCUCUCAUUCUCACUCUCUUUCCACUCAUCUCCCAAUUUCUCACCCUGUGCCUCUAUCUCUAUCUCUCACACACUUUCUCCUUUCCACUGUCACAGGAAGCUGCGUCGAGACUAUCCGUCUAAGAUCCUCAUCAACCUCACUGUGGCUCUGCUGGGCCUCAACCUGGUUUUCCUGCUGGACUCCUGGCUGUCCUCCUUCGGCUGCUACGGCCUCUGCAUCACCACGGCAGCCACGCUGCACUACUUCCUGUUAGCCUCAUUCACCUGGAUGGGCCUGGAGGCCGUCCACAUGUACUUCGCUCUGGUCAAGGUCUUCAACGUUUACAUCCCCUCCUACAUCCUCAAGUUCUGCGCCCUCGGCUGGGGUAAGCCAAGGCAGUCUGAGGCAAAAUAAGGACACUUGUAAUAACAUCUUUAAAGUAACUGUCCAAUUAAAAUCUUUUAAAAGCUCAUAAUCUGUUAACUCAUACCCAAAUAAUGUCGUUGACUCGUCCUAUACUUGUAUUUGUGGCCAAAUCAAAAAUUUGAGAAAAAACUCUUAAAAACCCCAACUCAAACCGUUUACAAAAUGCUUGCUAUUUCCUCAGAGAGGAUGAUGUCAUGUUUUUGGCUGAGAUGUCUCAUUGGCUGAGCUGGCCAAUCAGCUGUUUACUUGUCAUUAAUAUUUUUAUGGCCGAGGAUACAAACACUGAGUUUUCGCCCCCGCCCCGCACCUCUGGAAAUGUCUUUCUCAAAACUAAGAAUCCGAAUCACGUUCUGCGCAUGUGUUAUUUUACAAACACAUUGAAGUUUCUCUCUUUACACUAUGCUUUACUCAGCCUCUUCUGAACCCUCAACCAAUUUGAGCGAAUGAUAAUGUAGCCUCAUAUUUCUGAACAGCUGAAAUAAAAACUUGGUGGUGAUUGGAACGAACAUUCCAAAAAUAUAUACAUUGCCUUCAGAAAGUAUUCAUACCCCUUGACUUUUUUCACAUUUUGUUUUGUUACAGCCUGAAUUUAAAAUUGAGAUUUUUUUUAGAAAUGAUUACAAAUUAAUACAAAAUGAAAAGCUGAAAUGUCUUCAGUCAAUAAGUAUUCAACCCCUUUGUUAUGGAAAGACAAAAUAAGUUCAGGAGUAACAAUUUGCUUAACAAGUAACCUAAUGAGUUGCAUGGACUCACUCUGUGUGCAAUAAAAGUGUUUAACAGGAUUUUUUUAUGACUUCCUCAUCUCUGUACCCCACACAUACAAUUAUCUGUAAGGUCCCUCAGUCGAGCAGUGAUUUCAAACACAGAUUCAACCACAAAGACCAGGGAGGUUUUCCAAUGCCUUGUAAAGAAGGGUAUCUAUUGGUAGAUUGGUAAAAAUAAAAAAGCAGACAUUGAAUAUCCCUUUGAGCAUGGUGAAGUUAUUAAUGACACUUUGGAUGGUCUAUCAAUACACCCAGUCACUACAAAGAUACAAGCGUCAUACCUAACUUAGUUGCCAGAGAGGAAGGAAACUGCUCAGGGUUUCACCAUGAGGCCAAUGGUGACUUUAAAACAGUUACAGAGUUUAAUGGCUAUGACAGGAGAAAACUCAGGAUGGAUCAACAACAUUGUAGUUACUCCACAAUACUAACCUAAAUGACAGAGUGAAAAGUAGGAAGCCUUUACAGAAUAAAAAUAUUCUAAAACACGCAUCCUGUUUGAAAUAAGUCUAAAGUAAGGCUAAAGUAAAACUGUGAAACAUUUGGCAAAGAAAUUAACUUUAUGUCCUGAAUACAACGUGCUGUUUGGGGCAAAUCCAACACAACCCAUCACUGAGUACCACUCUUGAUAUUUUCAAGCAUGGUGGUGGCUGCAUCAUGUUAGGGGUAUGCUUGUCAUCGGAAAGAAUGAGGGAGUUUUUUAGGAUACAAAUAAAUGGAAUAGAGCUAAGCAAAGGCAAAAUCCUAGAGGAAAACCUGGUUCAGUCUGCUUUCCAACAGACACUGGGAGAGAAAUUCACAUUUCAGCAGGACAAUAACCAAAAAAACAAGGCCAAAUAUACUCUGAAGUUGCUUACAAAGACAACGUCGAAUGUUCCUGAGUGGCCGAGUUACAGUUUUGACAUAAAUUGGCUUGAAAAUGGCUUUCUAGCAAUGAUCAACAACCAACUUGACAGAGCUUGAAGAAUUUUAAAAAGAAUAAUGUGCAUAUAUCAGAGUUUUGUGUGAUGAUGUAAUCUUUAUAGUAAUGCUGCCAUAUAGCCAGAGUUGCUGAAAAAAGAACUCUACCUCCCAAUAGCAAUGUCUGCACAUUAAAUUGCUAUUGGCUGCCUCUCUGUGUCUUGAUUGUUGAUAUGCUGUGUAUAUACACUACCAGUCAAGAGUUUGGACACACCUACUCAUUCAAGGGUUUUUCUUUAUUUUGAUAAUUUUUUACAUUGUAGAAGAAUAGUGAAGACAUCAAACCUAUUAAAUAACACAUAUGGAAUCAUGUAGUAACCCAAAAAGUGUUAAACAAUGUCACGCCCUGACUCAGGGGACGUUUAUUUGUUGAGUCAGGGUGUGCAUAUUCCGUGUUAUGUUAAGUUUCUAUGGUGUAGAUUCUAGAAUGUGUAGAUCUAUGUUGGCCGGGGUGGUUCCCAAUCAGAGGCAGCUGUAGCUCGUUGUCUCUGAUUGGGGACCAUACUUAGGCAGCCGUUUGGCACCAGUCUGUGUGGGAUCUUGUUCUGUAUAGGUUUGUUUGGUGUAACCUUAAGACUUCACGUAUCGUUUGUUUGUUGUUUUGUUGUGUGUCUAAUCGUUUAAUAAAAUGUACGCUUAUCACGCUGCGCCUUGGUUCGACCAGUCUGUAUACGAUCGUGACAGAAGAUCCCACCAAAUGAGGACCAAGCAGCGUGUCCAGGAGCAGACAGCCUGGACCUGGGAGGAGAUCCUGGACGGGAAGGGAUCCUGGACUUGGGAGGAGAUUCAGGCCGGAAUGGAUCGCCGUCCUUGGGAGGAGACAGUGGAGGCGCGCUAUAGAGAGGAGCAGCGGCAACGCAGAAGGUGCCGGCCAAAAAUUGGGGGGAGCUAAAAGGGUGGUUGGCGGAGCCUAGUGUUAGAGCAGAGCCAACUCCCCGUACUCAUGCAAGGAAGCGUGUGACUGGGCAGGCUCCGUGUUAUGCGGAGCUACGUACUGUGCCGCGAGUGUUCCGGCACAGUCCUGUACGUCCUGUGCUGGCACCACGCACGUGUCGUGCGAAGAUGGGCAUUCAGCCAGGACGGGGUGUGCCGGCUCAACGCUCGUGGUCUCCAGUACGCCUCCUCGGUCCUGUAUAUCCUGCGCCGGUGCUACGUACUGUAUCGCCAGUACGCGUGCACAGCCCCGUACGUCCUGUGCUAAUGCCUCACACAUAUUGUGUGGAAGUAGGCAUCCAGCCAGGACGGGUUGUGUCAGCUCUCCGCUCCAGACCUCCAGUCCGCCUCCACAGUCCGGUACGGCCCGUUCCUGCUCCCCGCACUAAGCCAGUGGUGCGUGUUCCCAGUCCGGCCCGGCCCGUUCCUGCUCCCCGCACCAAGCCAGUGGUGCGUGUUCCCAGUCCGGCCCGGCCCGUUCCUGCUCCCCGCACCAAGACAGUGGUGCGUGUUCACGGCCCGGUCCGGCCUGUUCCUGUCCCUCGCACCAAGCCAGUGGUGCGCGUCGCCAGCCCGGUCCGGCCUGUUCCUGUCCCUCGCACCAAGCCAGUGGUGCGCGUCGCCAGCCCGGUCCGGCCUGUUCCUGUCCCUCGCGCCAAGCCAGUGGUGUGCGUCGCCAGCCCGGUUCGGCCUGUUCCUGUCCCUCGCACCAAGCCAGUGGUGCGCGUCGCCAGCCCGGUCCGGCCUGUUCCUGUCCCUCGCGCCAAGCCAGUGGUGCGCGUCGCCAGCCCGGUCCGGCCUGUUCCUGUCCCUCGCACCAAGCCAGUGGUGCGCGUCGCCAGCCCGGUCCGGCCUGUUCCAGCCCCUCGCACCAAGCCAGUGGUGCGCGUCGACAGUCCGGUACGGCCCGUUCCUGCUCCCCGCACCAAGCCAGUGGUGCGCGUCGUCAGCCCGGUCCGGCCCGUUCCUGCUCCCCGCACCAAACCAGUGGUGCGCGUCGUCAGCCCGGUCCGGCCCGUACCUGCUCCCCGCACCAAGCCAGUGGUGCGUGUGUCCAGUCCGGCACGGCCCGUGCCUGUUCCACCGGUGCCUGGUCCGGCACCGGUCAGCCGCUCCACUCCGGAGCCAGAGAAGUCCGCUCCACCGGUGCCCAGGCCAGCUCCGGUCAGCGGCUCCAGUCCGGAGCCUGUGCAGUUCGAUCCACCGUCGUCGGGUCCAGCUCCAGUCAGCGGUGCCAGUCCAGACCCAGACGUCAGGCCCUCUCCAGGUUCGGGGUCUCCCACACCAGGGUCCAGACAGGACUUGGUACGUCGUGGGAGGAAGGAGAGGGGAAGCAGCGCGCCGAGGUCCAGACCAGGGGCGCAACAGGGAGGUGGAGAGAAAGUGGUGGUCACGCCCGGAGCCGGAUCCGCCUCCGAGGCGGAAUGCCCACCCGGCCCCUACCCUGUUAUGUUUAUGUGGCGCGGUCGGAGUCCGCACCUUUGGGGGGGGGGUACUGUCACGCCCUGACUCAGGGGACGUUUAUUUGUUGAGUCAGGGUGUGCAUAUUCCGUGUUAUGUUAAGUUUUCUAUGUUUAGUGUCUAGAUCGUGUAGAUCUAUGUUGGCCAGGGUGGUUCCCAAUCAGAGGCAGCUGUAGCUCGUUGUCUCUGAUUGGGGACCAUACUUAGGCAGCCGUUUGGCACCAGUCUGUGUGGGAUCUUGAUCUGUAUAGGUUUGUUUGGUGUAACCUUAAGACUUCACGUAUCGUUUGUUUGUUGUUUUGUCGUGUGUCUAAUCGUUUAAUAAAAUGUACGCUUAUCACGCUGCGCCUUGGUUCGACCAGUCUGUAUACGAUCGAGACAAACAAAUACAAAUAUAUUUGAGAUUUGAGAUUCUUCAAAUAGCCACCCUUUACCAUCAUGACAGCUUUGCACACUCUUGGCAUUCUCUCAACCAGCUUCAUGAGGUAGUCACCUGGAAUGCAUUUCAAUUAACAGGUGUGCCUUCUUAAAAGUUAAUUUGUGGAAUUUCUUUCCUUCUUAAUGCAUUUGAGCCAAUCAGUUGUGUUGUGACAAGGUAGGGGGGGGGGGGGGGGUAUAUAGAAGAUAGCCCUGUUUGGUAAAAGACCAAGUCCAUAUUAUGGCAAGAACAGCUCAAAUAAGCAAAGAGAAAUGACAGUCCAUUAUUACUUUAAGACAUGAAGGUCAGUUAAUACGGAACAUUUCAAGAACUUUGAAAGUUUCUUCAAGUGCAGUCACAAAAACCAUCAAGCGCUAUCAAGUCACAGACACAUCUCAACAUCAACUGUUCAGAGGGGACUGUGUGAAUCUGUCACGACUUCCGCCGAGGCUGCCUCCCCUCCUUGUUCGGGCAGGCUUCGGCGUUCAUCGUCACCGGCUUACUAGCCACUGCCGCUCCAUAUAUCAUCAUUCCAUUUGUCUUGUCUUGUCAAUUACACACACCUGGUUCAUAUCCCCUCAUUAGUCCAUGUAUAAGUGUUCCCUCUGCCCCCCUUGUCCUUGUGGGUGAUUGUUUUAUGUGAGUUGAGUGUAGCUCGGUGGAGCUACCCGUACCUUGUAUUGCCGGGGUAGAUUAUUCCCCUGUGCCUAUAUUUUGUUGUCGCUAUCCAGCGCAACUGUGUACGACGGAAUAAACUCUGUAUUCAGUGAUUCACCCUCCUGCGCCUGACUCCUUCUAAUCACACUCAUCACAGAAUCAAGCCUUCAUGGUUGAAUUGCUGCAAAGAAACCACUACUAAAGGACACCAAUAAGAAGAAGAGACCUGCUUGGGCCAAGAAACACAAGCAAUGAACAUUAGGCAGGUGGAAAUGUGUCCUUUAGUCUGGAGACCAAAUUUGAGAUUUUUGGUUCCAACCGCCUUGUCUUUGUGAGAUGCGGUGUGGGUGAACGGAUGAUCUCUGCAUGUGUAGUUCCCACCGUAAAGCAUGGAGGAGGAGGUGCAUGGCUACCACAGCAUUCUGCAGCCUCCACAAUCCCCCGACCUCAACCCAAUUGAGAUUGUUUGGGAUGAGUCGGACGGCAGAGUGAAGGAAAAGCAGCCAACAAGUGCUAAGAAUAUGUGGGAACUCCUUCAAGACUGUUGGAAAAGCAUUCCAGGUGAAGCUGGUUGAGAGAAUGCCAAGAGUGUGCAAAGCUGUCAUCAAGGCAAAGGGUGACUAUUUAAAGAAUCUCAAAUAUAAAAUAUAUUUUGAUUUGUUUAACACUUUUCUGGUUACUUCAUGAUUCCAUAUGUGUUUUUUCAUAGUUUUGAUGUCUUCACUAUUAUUCUACAAUGUAGAAAAUAGUAAAAAUAAAGAAAAACCCUUGAAUGAGUCAGUGUGUCCAAACUUUUGACUGCUACUGUGUAUAUAUAUAUACAGUGCAUUGAGAAAUUAUUCAGACCUCUUGAUAUUUUCCACAUUUUGUUACAUUACAGCCUUAUUCUAAAAUGGAUCUUAAAAAAAAAAAAAAAAAAAUCUACACACAAUACCCCAUAAUGACAAAGCAAAAACAUGUUUUUAGAUUGUUUUGCAAAUGUAUUAAAAAUAAAACGGAAAUAUCACAUUUUCAUACGUUUUCAGACCUUUUACUCAGACCCUUUACUUUGUUGAAGCACCUUUGGCAGCGAUUACAGCCUCAAGUCUUCUUGGGUAUGAUGCUACAAGCUUGGCACACCUGUAUUUAGGGAGUUUCUCCCAUUCUUCUCUGCAGAUCCUCUCAAUCUCUGUCAGGUUGGAUGGGGAGCGUCGCUGCACAGCUAUUUUCAGGUCUCUCCAGAGAUGUUCGAUCGGGUUCAAGUCUGGGCUCUGGCUGGGCCACUCAAGGACAUUCAGAGACUUGUCCCGAAGCCACUCCUGCGUUGAAUUGGCUGUGUGCUUAGGGUUGUUGUCCUGUUGGAAGGUGAACCUUCGCCCCAGUCAGAGGUCCUGAGCGCUCUGGAGCAGGUUUUCAUCAAGGAUCUCUCUGUACUUUGCUCAAUUCAUCUUUCCCUCGAUCCUGACUAGUCUCCCAGUCCCUGACGCUGAAAAACAUCCCACAGCAUGAUGCUGCCACCACAAUGCUUCAGCAUAGGGAUGGUGCCAGGUUUCCUCCAGACGUGACGCUUGGUAUUCAGGCCUAAGAGUUCAAUCUUGGUUUCAUUAGACCAGAGAAUCUUGUUUCUCAUGGUCUGAGAGUUCUUUAGGUGCCUUUUGGCAAACUCCAAGCGGGCUGUCGUGUGCCUUUUACUGAGGAGUGGCUUCCAUCUGACCACUCUACCAUAAAGGCCUGAUUUAGUGGAGUGCUGCAGAGAUGGUUUUCCUUCUGGAAGGUUCUCACAUCUCCACAGAGGAACUCUGGAGCUCUGUCAGAGUGACCAUCGGGUUCUUAGUCACCUCCCUGACCAAGGCCCUUCUCCCCUGAUUGCUCAGCCAGCUCUAGGAAGAGUCUUGGUUGUUCCAAACUUCUUCCAUUUAAGAAUGAUGGAGGCCACUGUGUUCUUGGGGACCUUCAAUGCUGCAGACAUUUUAUAGGACCCUCCCCCAGAUCUGUGCCUGUCUCUGAGCUCUACGGACAAUUUCUUCGACCUCAUGGCUUGGUUUUUGCUCUCACUUGCACUGUCAACUGUGGGACCUUAUAUAGACAGGUGUGUGCCUUUCCAAAUCAUAUCCAAUCAAUUGAAUUUACCACAGGUGGACUCCUAUCAAGUUGUAGACAUCUCAAGAAUGAUCAAUGGAACAUUUCUAAAAACCUGUUUUUGCUUUGUCAUUAUGUGGUAUUGUGUGUAGAUUGAUGAGGAAAUAAUGUAAUCAAUUUUAGAUUAAGGCUGUAAUGUAACAAAAAGUGGAAAAAGUCAAGGGGUCUGAAUACUUUCCGAAUGCACUGUAUAUAUUAUAGCUUGCCUAAAUAGCUGCAUAACAUGAAUAACAUGAAAUCGCUAGAGUGCCUGUUGUUUCGUGCUUAUGUUUGCUUUGAUUACUACAAACAACUACGUUUGUUCGAACAAGCGGCAGUGAGUGAGCACUAAGCAGCAGCUGAAAGGACUCGGAGGGGGAAGAGCGCAGCGGAUCCUGCACAUGCGCAGAAAUCUCUUUAUCUUUAGUCCAAAACGUCUAGGUUCCAGAAAACCUAGAACCGCAGCCACUCCAUAUUUUUAUUCACCGGUAUAUGCCCACACCAUUUUGGUUUUGGGGUACGCCCACACCAUUCAAACACAGAAAAGCUGCUUUUUAACAUACUUAUUAUUGGUCCCCAGCAAAAAUCGGCUUUCUAUGUAUCUCUUUAUCCAGCCCUUAUAUUUAGCUUCACAAUGAAGUGUUUUAACAUUUUAUUUUCAGGACAACCAGGUCUACAAUUAGAACACACAACUAUUUGAAAUAAACAGUUGCAUUCAUGAGUUUUAUUGACAAAUGUCAACAACAAAAAAUAUGUUUGGCCAAAGAAAAUACCUGAUAAAAUGAAUUUAUAUGAAUGCUGUAAGUACAGAAAUUGUUUGCUAAUUGGGAAAUGAAUAUCCAACUAGUCAGUGACAACUGUGUGGAGUUUGGAGUUUGUGACAGCAACUAUGUGAGCUUAUUAAAGUGUUAUAGACACUAUGUCCUGAGAUUUCCUAUGAUCUUCUAUGUAGAAGAACCCCUUACCUUCUUACGACUCUUGUGUAGCUUGUGAGCAUCAUAGAAUAUGGGCAUGUUCAUAAGAGUCUCAGCUUUUCAUAGAUAUCUUUUAAUAGUUUGUAGUUCAAACGAUUCGGACUCUACAGAUGUUUUUGUAGACCCGGCCCCAGUCCCCUUCGGGAUCAGCCCUUACAAACACCACUCUAGCUCAGCCCCCAUUAAUCACACCGACUACUGGUUGGUAUUAAUGGAUGUAGAAGAAAUAGACGAGUUGAAUGGUGCAACCCAUAUUGUCAAUCAUAUUGCAAUUAAUUAAUAGAAAUCUGGAAACACUGAACAUCAGUCUAUCAGUCAAAUCAAGGUAAGUUAAAGUUAUUUAAUUUCAUUUUGAGUGCUUUUAUAUUGUAGUCAGUGAUUGAAUCCUUCACACUGAUCCUGUUUGACGCAAGGGAAUAGAAUGAAGAAGUAAAGUUCUCUGUCUCCACACAGGCAUUCCUCUGGUGAUAGUCAGCCUGGUCCUGGCCAUAGAGAAGGAUGCCUAUGGCAGUGUUCUAUCUGAGGCCUCCCUUGACUCUCUACAGGGCUCUGAGCCAUUGUGAGUAUGCAGCAUGGCCAGUUGACCACUGUUACUGAUACAUGUGAUUAAUCACAUUUCUCUCUCCCCCUCCCUCUUCCUCCUGUUCUCAGCUGUUGGAUGCAGAGUAACGUUUUCUUCUACAUCACCGUCAUGGCGUUCGUGCUACUGGUCCUGGUCUUUAACAUGGUCGUGUUCAUCGUGGUUCUGGUCCAGAUCCGACACAUGCAGACCAAUAAGCCUACAGCUACAGUAAACAAGCGCAGUGCCAUGUAUGAUCUGAGGGCGGUGGCCAGUUUCACCUUCCUAUUGGGUCUCACCUGGCCAAUAGCCUUCUUUACCUGGGGACCGGCCAGGGUACCUAUGCUCUACCUCUUCUCAGUCCUCAACAGUCUGCAAGGUAAGGGGACCAAUAUACUGUUGUCUACUGUACAAUAAGGUAAGGGGACCAAUAUACUGUUGUCUACUGUACAAUAGAGAGAGAGAGAGAGAGAGAGAGAGAGAGAGAGAGAGAGAGAGAGAGAGAGAGAGAGAGAGAGAGAGAGAGAGAGAGAGAGAGACCCCAUUAUCUCCUCUCCGUCUGUGUUUCAGGGUUCUUUAUCUUUGUGUUCCACUGCUUGAUGAAAGAGAAUGUGAGGAAGCAGUGGAUCCAUCUGUGCUGUGGCCGAUUCAGGCUCAAUGACUACUCAGGUACAGUCGAGGGACCUCCAAGCAGUCUAUCUGAUAUUUCAUUAGCCCCAGGUGGUUUAUAGAGAGUGUUCCUGAGGUUGCUUCAUUUCUACCUUUGACCCUGUUUAGAUUGGAGCCGCUCCGUGACAGUCGGCGGCAAGACCAAGCAAAACCAGCUGGUGCACCGCUCUCCGUCUGUCAAGUCUGACAACACCUCCUCUAGGAAGAUCUCUGAUGACUCCACUACAGCUAGCUGUAGCUCUGCCCCACCCUACCACCAGGGGGCC
This is a messenger RNA of Coregonus sp. 'balchen', 15039 nucleotides long. The record is from the annotation of a GenBank genome assembly. Lineage: Eukaryota; Metazoa; Chordata; Actinopteri; Salmoniformes; Salmonidae.